GAGCAUCUCACUUGCUCCGCCGCCCUUCCUUUGCCUUCCUCGCUUCCUCUCACACUCUCACCUUUACAUAUCAUAUUCGGAACAGAGAAAAACGUAAUGUGAAGUUGAGUAACAGAAGCGUAAUAAAGAGGAGGAGAUCGAGUAAAGAAGGAGAGGGGAAAGGGUACCGAGUAUUACCCUAAUUUGGCACUGCUCCUCAUGGCCAGAUCGCCCGACUUCCACCACCGCGCCAGCGGCGGCGGUGGCGGCGGACGGACGAACCUGGCCUCUUGCCUCCUGGCGACGGCCUUCCUUCUCCUCCUCCUCGUCGCCGCUACCGUCGCCCUCUUCAUCCUGUUCCGCCCCCGCGACCCCGAGAUCCGGGUGUCGGCCUUCCAGCUCCCCGGCUUCGCCGCCGCCAACGGGACCCUCCGCUUCACCUUCAACCAGUACGCCGCCGUCCGCAACCCCAACCGCGCCGCCUUCUCCCACUACGACAGCACCCUCCAGCUCGUCUACGCCGGAAACCAGGUGGGGUUCAUGUUCAUUCCGGCGGGGCAGAUCGCCGGCGGCCGCACCCAGCACAUGGCCGCCUCCUUCCCCGUCGACGCGCUCCCACUGGCCGCUGUCGCCGCGCUGCCCCCCGGUGCCGCGGGCGCCGUCGAGGUCGACUCGAGGAUGAGCGUCAAGGGCCGGGUCCGAGUGCUGCGUUUCUUCACGCACCACGUCCAGGCCACCGCCGGCUGCCGCGUCGGGAUCUCCGCCGCCGACGGUUCGGUUCUAGGGUUCCGGUGCUGAUCGAUCCGGCCCCAAUUAAAUGAGCGGAAAAUUGCACGAGAAUUGAGCGAACAAAACAAGAGAGGAAGAAGCAGGAUGAGAUGAUGGACAUGGUGGCUCACUCGGGGGGCUCAUGCAGCAUCCUGUAGGGAGGAUGAUGAAGAUGGCUCGAGGGGCAGUUGAUACCAUGAAGAAUGCUUUGGGUAUAUGGGUGGCACCACCACCUUCAUGGACUCUUUUGCUUCAGCUCCAGGUUGCCACCUUUCUCAACUUGAGAAGCUGCAUCAUUGCAUCCCACCGACAGCUCCACGUGAAGAGCUGCUGCCCAUCAGUGGGUUGAAUAGAAGAAGAGAGCAGUCAAUGGAUAUAAACUACGUGGCGACGCCAUCAUUCCUGCUUCUUCCAGACCAAGUAACCAUGGCAGCUUCGAUCGAGUCUUCCUCCUACUUUUAGCCCUUUGCCUUUCUGACGGGAACCUCAACGAUCCUUUUACCCACCCUUUGGUAUGAGCAGAGCAGUGGGAGAAGAGAUGUGAUGACCACUGGGAAUUAAGAACAGUUGUGGCCAAGGAAAUCAUGUCAGGAUUCCACCCACUCGAGACACCAUGACAAGCCAAUGACUGCAGCUCACACUCGUCCAUUCCCAUCACCCCCCCUCCUCAUGACGCAGACGCUCGAGUCUUUGAUUCCCUGCGA
Molecule: messenger RNA, 1451 nt
Organism: Musa acuminata subsp. malaccensis (wild Malaysian banana)
Lineage: Eukaryota; Viridiplantae; Streptophyta; Magnoliopsida; Zingiberales; Musaceae
Source: RefSeq, a predicted model, not a curated record